AGGAAGUAAACAGAAAGUUUAAUUUGGUUUUCUGAGACAACAUGGACAGAUUUUCCUGGUCAAACGGGCUUUUGGAGAUAAAUGAAACUCUGGUAAUCCAGCAGAGAGGAGUGAAGCUUUACGACGGCGAUGAUAAGGCGAAGCUGGACCUCGGAACCGCCUUGCUGAGCACCCACCGGCUGAUCUGGAGGGAAACCAAGAACCAGGAAUGCUGCGUCUCCAUGCCGCUGUCUCAGAUCCUCUUCUUCGAGGAACAAGCUGCAGGAAUAGGAAAGAGUGCAAAAAUCGUGAUCCACCUGCAUCCGUCGCCUAGCAACAAGGAGCCGGGUCCGUACCAGCACAGCAAGUUCUCCUACAUCAAGCUGUCCUUCAAGGAGCACGGCCAGAUCGAGUUUCACAGGAGGCUGUCGGAGGAGAUGACACAGAAACGGUGGGAGAGUACGCCGGUUUCACAGCCCAUCUCCACGGGAACCGGGACGCAGGCAGGAAGGACACGUGCGGUGGGGAUUGUCGGCAUCGAGAGGAAGAUCGAGGAGAGACGGAAAGAAACAGACAAAAACAUUUCUGAGGCGUUUGAGGAUCUCAGUAAACUGAUGGUGAAGGCCAAAGAGAUGGUGGAACUGUCCAGAUCCAUCGCCAACAAAAUCAAAGACAAGCAGGGAGACAUAACAGAAGAUGAGACGAUACGUUUCAAGUCGUACCUGCUGAGCAUGGGCAUCGCGGACCCCGUUACCAGGGAAACGCACGGCUCCGGGACCCACUACCACAUGCAGCUGGCCCGGCAGCUGGGAGACAUGCUGCAGGCUCCGCUGGAGGAGCGCGGAGGCAUGAUGGCCCUCACCGAGGUUUACUGCCUCGUCAACCGCGCCAGAGGGAUGGAGCUUUUAUCUCCAGAGGAUCUGGUAAACGCUUGUAAGGUGUUUGAGUCGCUGAAGCUCCCAGUGAGGCUGCGUGUGUUCGACAGCGGCGUGAUGGUGGUGCAGCUGCAGUCCCACAGCGAGGAGGAGAUGAUCGCCUCGGCUCUGGACAACGUGUCGGACAAGGGCUCCCUGACGGCCGAGGAGUUUGCUAAGCUGCUGGGUCUCUCCGUGCUGCUGUCCAAGGAGCGGCUCCUGCUGGCUGAGAAGAUGGGCCACCUGUGCAGAGACGACUCGGUGGAGGGUCUGAGGUUCUACCCCAACCUGUUCUGAUGGAGACUCGUCAGAACCA
Messenger RNA from Cololabis saira (Pacific saury), 1209 nucleotides. RefSeq names its product vacuolar protein sorting 36 homolog (gene vps36). The transcript is spliced from 14 exons. NCBI's taxonomy places the organism in Eukaryota, Metazoa, Chordata, Actinopteri, Beloniformes, Belonidae. Gene Ontology annotation, molecular function: phosphatidylinositol-3-phosphate binding; ubiquitin binding. Bases 42 to 1190 code for a protein of 382 amino acids. Gene Ontology annotation, biological process: protein transport to vacuole involved in ubiquitin-dependent protein catabolic process via the multivesicular body sorting pathway. The record is from RefSeq and is a predicted model, not a curated record. Gene Ontology annotation, cellular component: ESCRT II complex; late endosome membrane.